AGUUGGAUCUGUUUCGUUUUCCAUCUCGCUCUAGGAUGUCUCGCGUUUACCUCGGGCACCUUCCUGCUCGCUGCAGAGAACGCGAUAUUGAAGACUUUUUUAAAGGGUACGGACGACUCAGAGACGUUGUUUUAAAAAACGGUUAUGGAUUCGUGGAAUUCGAUGACGAAAAGGAUGCUGACGAUGCCGUGUAUGACCUCCAUGGUCGUGAGUUGAGGGGUGAACGCAUCAUAGUUGAACAUGCACGUCUGCCCCCUGGAUCCCGAGGAGGUAGCAGGCGGACUGGCGGCCGCGACCGUCGCUACGGUCCACCGACACGAACUGAAUACAGGGUUGUCAUCGAGAACUUAUCUUCGCGCGUUAGCUGGCAGGACUUGAAGGACAUGAUGAGGAAAGCCGGUGAUGUCACUUAUGCGGAUGCGCACAAAUCCGCGCGUAACGAUGGCAUAGUUGAGUUUUCAUCAUAUGCUGACAUGAAGGAAGCCAUUGAAAAGUUUGAUGGAUACGAGCUUUACGGCCGUCGACUGCGUGUUUACGAGGAUCGUCCCAAUCGACACUCAAGAUCCGGUUCCCGAGGUCGCUCACGCUCUGAUAGCAUCGGAAGAAAGCGUGCUGCUCGCUCUAGAAGUCGCGAAUCGUAUCGUCGCCCGAAAGCACAUUCCCCACGUAGACGACGAGAACGAUCGGUCUCAAGUAAAAGGCGUCGCUCCGUUUCUCGGGAUGGUCGUGAUUCAUCAAGAAGAUCGAAGGAAUUGUCAGUGGAGCAUCGGUCUCGCAGUCCAUCGCACCGUUCUGAGUCUCAUCAUUCCCGCAAACGCUCCGCUUCGCACCACACUGAGAAAAAUUCACCGAUGGCUGAGUCCCGCUCCCCAAGUCGUAACGGAACUGAUGGCAGCAUUAAAAACGAAUCGGAAAUAAGAUCCCGCUCAAGGACUCGUUCGCGUUCGGCGUCAGCUUCGCGCUCAAGAAGCCGGUCUCGAUCCGCUGAUUCCCGCAGCCCUGACCGGUCACGUUCCGUCAGCCGCUCCCGCUCUGGAUCUCGAAGAAGCGUAUCCGCUGAAAGACAUCAAUCGGACGAAGAAGAAAUGGACAGCAGUAGGAGAAGUGACGACGAAAGGGAUGAAACCGGGCGUGAAUCAGAAGACUAACGGAUUCGCAUUUUUCUCGCAUUCAUUUUAUGAGCCCCGUGUUGUCAAUCCAUAUUAAUCUUCU
This is a messenger RNA of Dicrocoelium dendriticum, 1212 nucleotides long. NCBI's taxonomy places the organism in Eukaryota, Metazoa, Platyhelminthes, Trematoda, Plagiorchiida, Dicrocoeliidae. The record is from the annotation of a GenBank genome assembly.